CUGUUGGUAGUGUUUCUGACACCCAUGUACGAUGGAGCGUGGAAGGGGAGGGUCUACGGUUUUAGCGACAUUUGCAUAAAGGAUUACUACAUCUACCUAGCAUGUAGGGCAUGAAGUAUAAGGGCUGCAAGGUGUGUGUGUGUGGGCAGGUUGCCAAGCUGAGAAUAAAGGAUUUUAGUUCAACAAUAACACCAUAACAGACUACAUGCAAGAAUGGAUUCGUGGCUGUUUCGGCCUCCGGUUCUGGUUGGGGAAAGAAUUGUGUGGCUAGGUAGUGGAAGUGGUUUGCCACAGUGUGGCAUGGUCCGCUGGAUAGGCAAAUUGCCAGAGAUGGGUUCUGACUGGACCGUUGGUAUUGAGUUGGAUAAUCCUUUGCCAUAUGGAGGUGUAGAUGGUACUUGGGGGAGCAGACAUCUCUUCACAUGUGAACCUAAACAUGGCCUUCUUGUUCCAAUCAAAAAAACCAUCAAGGAGUGUGACUUGUACCAGUGGUCAAAAGAGAACAUAGGUAGGGGAAACAAUAACAAGACAUUGGCUGGCAGAUCCAACAAUAACCACAUCUGUAUUUCUAUAAACCAUAACUGUUCUGAGGCAAAGUGGAAGGCUCGGCACUUCAGCAAGAACUUGGAAAAUACACAGUAAUCCAGCAGUCUUUAAAAUUUAUCCUAUUUAUAAGGAGUGGAAGGGAGGUCAUAGUGGAAUGGUUAGGCCAUCCAAGUUUAGCUGCUACAUUCAAGGAAGAAGAAAAAAAUAACAAAUACAGCCAUGUAUUUUUCCACUUCGCCUAAUAGCAUGGAGCAAAACUACAAUAUAAAUAUGAAGAAUAUGUGCUUUUCCUGAAAUUUAUAUUGUUUUUAUUUUGCUCAAACAAAAGGAAAGUAUUAAAAGUAGUCUAACAAGUCAACCUAUAUCUUUACAUAUACAAAUCAACCAUUUUUACAGAAGUCACACUUGUAACUGUCACCAAGUCCUGAAUUAUCUGUAGAAGCCUUGUGAAUCCAUUCCUGACACAUACCACAAUCAGUACAGUCCUCUGUGGGAGGGUGCAUGCACUUCUCUCCACAAGACAGACAAAAUAUUUCUCUUCCAUCAGGUCCUUGUACACCUGUCUUUCUUGAUCACAUUGAUUCGGUGUUAUUAAAAUACUACCUGAAUUCCAGAUUUAUCUUGCCAACAUAGAGAAGGACAUGUUCUAGUUUUGUAUUCAGUAACCAUUUAAAAUUACCUAUGAAUAGCACAAGUAAUUUUAGAGUUGUCUUAAGUUAGUGGUAUUUAAAGAGGUAGAGAAUAUGGUGCCUGACUAGUUGCUUAGACUAAAACGUAAGGGAUGCCCGACAAAAAGGAAUUACUUGGGGAUAGAUCCAGGGAAUAAUAUUGUGCUAGAAUGUUUCAGCUUGAGACCUGCAGCAAGCUUUGCAAGUCAUGGUAGUGACAGCUGCAUUUCACACCUUUCCAUGUAAGAAUGCCACAUCGUUAAUAAUGGCAUGUGAUAGUCAAGCAUAAGAGCAUCCUGACCGCAUUGUUUGAUCUUCCAUGUUGGUUGGCAGACUGCCAGUUGGGAUUAAGUGUCAUUAAAGAAUGUGCGUCCCUCUCCCUUUGCUAAUAUUGGAAAUGGUUAGUGGACAGCAACACAUGCUUGUUCAUCACAUGAGGAAUUCAGUUCUUUCAGAUUAUUCUU
Molecule: messenger RNA, 1678 nt
Organism: Zootermopsis nevadensis
Lineage: Eukaryota; Metazoa; Arthropoda; Insecta; Blattodea; Termopsidae
Source: RefSeq, a predicted model, not a curated record